Messenger RNA from Saccoglossus kowalevskii, 2619 nucleotides. RefSeq lists its product as uncharacterized. NCBI's taxonomy places the organism in Eukaryota, Metazoa, Hemichordata, Enteropneusta, Harrimaniidae. Gene Ontology annotation, biological process: signal transduction. The record is from RefSeq and is a predicted model, not a curated record.
AUUUUGGUAGCAGGGAUGUCCGAUGUCCGUUUGUGUGUAUAGGAAUUUCUUCAAGCAGUAGGUGACAAUUUUCUCGCAGAUGAAUCUAUAUUUUCAAUAUGUGUAAAUAAGAUACUGCUGAAGCGGCAAAGUAAAAGCUGAACUGCUUCUUUCAACAACAAGAUGUUGAAGACAUUAAGAAAAAGAAGAAGCCAAGACAAAGAACUACAGCGACCACAUUCUUAUCCAGAUACCGAAAUUGCAAAAGUACCUGAAGAUGCUGUAGAAAAUCCUAAAUCAUCCACCAAAGAUGUUUAUAUGAAGUCUGAUUCUCUGAAAUCUAGUGAGAGCAAACAAGAGAAAACAUCCACCAAGUCAGUGGAAAAUUCAAGUAAGAAAGACAGACCUGAUUCUCUGAAGUCAAAUGAGAAAAAAAAAGGGAAAACAUCUACCAAGACGGUGGAAAAUACAAGUGAGAAAAACAGGCCUUCAUCAAAAAGUGGAUCUCGAAAAACAAGGUGUGAAGAAACACUUGAUAAAUUAUCACAUUUGGUGGCAACUGAUAGCACUGAUGGCACCUUAGUGAGUAGAAACAAAGAUGACUUACCAGAGAUCAUCAAUGAAGUUUACACAAUGGCAAAAGUUGAGAAAAACCACAAGAAGAUGAAAACUGAGUCUGUGUUUGACACUUUAAAGCAAGUUCCGGGCUCUACUGAAGAUGAAGUAGUCAAGACAAAGGCAGUGAUGGCACUGGGUUAUCUAAUUUGGGAUAGAGCAGAUACAAGUAUUGUAUAUGAAGCUGCUAAGAAAACACAUGCGAUUACACAGUUACUUAACCAGCUUGUCCCACUGAUUGCUUCAAAUGAUGAUGUAAGCUCUGGUUGUUCACAGUCGGAUCUACUCCAGAGUUUAAAGCAUUAUGCAGUUGAUGAGAAAAAUAAGAAGAUCAUCUGUGAAGAAGGAGGAAAGGACAUUAUACCGACCUUCUUGAAAUCUGACAAACCUGCAGUACAGUCACUUGCAGCUGAACUGAUCUGUAGUUUAUCAUUUAUUGAGAGUAAUAGAUGUCUGUUACUGAAAGAAAAGAGUCUUCUGAAGGAUUUGACAAAACUCACUCACUCUCCCGAUAAUCAUGUCAGUCGCAAUUCUGCAAAUGCUUUGUUGGUUCUACAGGAUUAUAUGCAUGAUGAUGUAUUUGUUUCACAAGGUGAAACGUCAACAGAUGGGCAUCAACAUGUUGAUAUCGAUCAGGAAAUUGAUAGCGAAGAUGAUGAUGAUGUUAUAAUUCGGCCAGGAUCUGCAAAACGCACUGGUACAACUGAGGUUGAUUUACAGCUGAAAUCUGUAGCUCCUGUACCACCACCUCCUCCACCACCUCCUGCUGCUGCUCCCCCUCCUCCUCCACCAGCUGCACCUGCAGUCUUUUCUCAUGGGCCUCUUCCUCCACCACCUCCAACACAGAGAAAAGAAGGUCAUAUUAUGCUGAGUUACAACUGGGAUAAUCAAAAAUUGGUAUUGAAGAUUAAUGAGAAAUUAAAGGAACAUGGAUACAAGACAUGGAUAGAUGUAGAACACAUGUCAGACUCCAUCUUAGAUGCUAUGGCACAUGCUGUACAAGAUGCAGACAUUGUACUACUAUGUUUCUGUCAGUCCUAUCAGAAUAGUACAAAUUGUAGAACAGAAGGAGAAUACGUAUUCAGCAGAAAGAAACCACUAAUUCCACUGAGAAUGAAGUCUUACAGCCCUCAGAACUGGCUUGGUGCCCUCAUUGGUAAUCAGCUUUAUGUAGAUUUCUCUGAUGGAGAAGUUGUUUUUAAUGAUAAAAUGAAGGAUCUGCUUGAACAAAUUAAACGACGACAAAGCAAGUUAGCUGAUCAGACUGUAAAUUAUGGAUAUCAUGCUGUGUAUAUGCUGAAAUAUAUAAGUGGAAUGUCAUACAGUGAAAUUCUACAACCAUCUGCCACAAUGAGUUACAAUGCAGGUAGUCUACUUGGCCGUAUAGAUAAUGCACUCAGGGACUUCCACUAUAAUGGUUUUGAAUAUGAAAAUGCUGUGCUUAAGUCAGAUGACGUCACGUCUGUGCAAAAGAGUUUAUAUGUAAUCGAGAAUGAUAAAAGAAGACAGCUGAUAGAGGAGGUCAUAUCUGCGUUCAAGGAACAAGUCAUUCCCAAUAUAGGGAAUCUCCGUAAAGGGAUAAUACAUGGAGACUAUAAUCCAAACAAUGUAAUUGUUUCCAAGAAUCGGUUACCACCAAGAACGGAUAGUGACAAAAAUGUCAAUCAUGAUAUUAACGGCAUUGUGGACUUUAGCGAUACACAAUAUUCUUACUAUGUGAAUGAAAUUGCCAUAGCAAUUUCUCAUUUCAUGAUGUACUGCAACCAUGGCGACCCCCUUGCAAUAGGGAAAACAGUACUUGCUGGUUAUGAAUCCAACUUUCGUCUAAAUGACAUCGAAAGAAAAGUUCUUCAAGUGUUUGUAGCCACGCGUAUGGCUAAUAUAGCAGUUCGGGGAACUGAGCACCUGAAUACACAAACGACUGAUAAUGAAUAUAUGAGAAAUGCAAUUCAAUUAUGUUGGGAAUGUUUAGAAACAUAUGGUUACCAGUUACUAAACACACACAUCAGUAUGUUUGAAGAGUAA